Molecule: messenger RNA, 1309 nt
Organism: Eremomyces bilateralis CBS 781.70
Lineage: Eukaryota; Fungi; Ascomycota; Dothideomycetes; Eremomycetales; Eremomycetaceae
Product: eukaryotic translation initiation factor 4E-4
Exons: 3
Coding region: 99-1163 (354 amino acids)
Biological process (GO): translational initiation
Cellular component (GO): eukaryotic translation initiation factor 4F complex; cytoplasm
Molecular function (GO): RNA 7-methylguanosine cap binding; translation initiation factor activity
Source: RefSeq, a predicted model, not a curated record
GAUCAAUUGUCAUACGGCCAUCUCUCGAAUCUCUAUCCCAUCAACUUGGACGCUCGCUUGGAGUGGUCCUCGAGCCUUGUAAUCGCAGUCACUAGUCAAUGGAUAAGGAAAGAGACAACUUAUGGACUCGCCGCUCGAACAAGCUCUCGCUGAGCACUUCCCACACCGCUGGCCAUGAUAAGAAUGACCCCUUCUCCCGACCCUACAACAAACGAUACGACUCCCAUGGCCGCUCAAAUCCCUUCAACGCCGUCUCUCCUCUCCCCACGAGCUCUAUUGCCACUCCAACAUCUGCCUCCAACGCAUUUGGUUUAGGGUCGGGAGCAUUCGCAUCCUUUGGGUCGGCCGCGAAGACACCAAAGACACCCGGAACCGCUUUCGACUUCGAGAAAGCGGCAGCAUCCGGGGACAUGGCCACGGCGCCUGGGGAGAAGAAAGAAUCGAGAUCCACCUCGAAGCCACCUGGAAUGCCCGCAAAACCAUCCCGCCCGAGCUCUAUCCCUGAAGGAAAAGCCGUUACGUCUAGUGGAGUGCGAGACCCUUCGGUGCCGUGGCCGUUACGGUAUACAUGGGUAAUCUGGUACCGACCCCCCACAUCCAAGAACUCCGACUACGAGAAGUCGAUAAAGCCCGUCUGCAAAAUAUCUACCGCGCAAGAUUUCUGGAAAGUUUACACACACCUCAAACGGCCGUCGGAACUUCCAACGGUGUCGGACUACCAUUUCUUCAAGGAAGGGAUCCGACCGGUCUGGGAAGACGAAGAGAACAAGAAAGGCGGCAAGUGGAUUCUUCGUUUGAAGAAGGGAGUUGCGGAUCGAUACUGGGAGGAUCUUCUGCUUGCUAUAAUUGGGAACCAGUUCGCUGAAGCUGGGGAAGAGGUGUGUGGAGCGGUCCUGAGCGUCCGGAGUGGCGAGGAUGUUUUCAGUAUCUGGACGAAGAACGAUGGUGGCAGAAAUGUCAAGAUUCGGGAAACUGUGAAAAGAUGCCUUGGGCUUCCGGCAGAUACUAUCAUCAUCUGGAAGAGUCACGAUGAUAGCAUUGCACAGCGAAGUGCGAUUGAUCAAGCACGACAUGAGAAAUCCAGCCACCACCACGAGAAACGGCGCCCGACCUUGACAAGUGAGGAGAGCACUCCGGCGAAAGACCGUUCGAGUGGUUCAUGAACGAAUUUCACCGUUUUAAUUUUCACUCUUGGACUGCAUUGCGACGGUAUUUGGUUCACGAGCGCCUUCUGUUGCUGGGGAAAAUCUUGCUUUGCUUAUUGUAUUCCUGGAUGCCAUCACUCUUGGUUGGAUGAACGACUAUUGUC